This is a messenger RNA of Capsicum annuum, 1041 nucleotides long. Its product is annotated as ferredoxin-thioredoxin reductase catalytic chain, chloroplastic. The record is from RefSeq and is a predicted model, not a curated record. The coding region runs from base 282 to 728 and encodes 148 amino acids. Lineage: Eukaryota; Viridiplantae; Streptophyta; Magnoliopsida; Solanales; Solanaceae. The transcript has 6 exons. Gene Ontology annotation, molecular function: oxidoreductase activity, acting on iron-sulfur proteins as donors.
GGAAGCGGGUAAACCGAGUGGCUCUGUAAUUUUCUCCGACGAUAUUGCAACGAGUGGCGCUCGCUACCCUUUCAUUAAUUUUUAAAAAUAAUUUUUUCUUCAUAUAUAUUAAGUGGGAAACAAAAAAAAAACAAAAAAACGGAAAGUAUAUAUAAAUAUUGGAAAUAUCAACGCUGUACGAAAGAGAUCUUUGCCCUUCCGAAAUUGUGGUGAUUAACAGAAUCAUAAAUUUGAUAGUGGAAAAGGAGAUAACGAAGCAAUAACUGUAGACGGAAUUCGCCAUGGGAACUCUUCAAGCUUCAACCUCUUACAGCAUUGGUUUUGGAAUUUCAUCUUUAGCUGCUCUUCCCAAGCCUUCUACUCGUCGCUGCGUGACCGUAGCUAAAAUGGAACCAUCAGAGAAGUCUGUUGAAGUCAUGAGGAAAUUCUCGGAGCAGUAUGCUCGUAGGUCAGGAACAUAUUUCUGUAUGGACAAAGGCGUCACUUCUGUGGUCAUCAAGGGUUUGGCAGAGCACAAAGAUACAUUGGGGGCACCACUCUGCCCCUGCAGGCAUUAUGAUGACAAAGCUGCAGAAGCGCAACAGGGCUUCUGGAAUUGUCCAUGUGUACCAAUGAGAGAGAGGAAGGAGUGUCACUGCAUGCUUUUUCUGACCCCUGACAAUGAUUUUGCUGGAGAAGAACAGACAAUUUCUAUGGAGGAGAUUAAGGAAACAACAGCAAAUAUGUGAUGCUCCAACACCGUAUACAUGCUAUGAACAUUACGUUUUUGUUAUACAUGUAUCUUUGAGUAGUAGAUGAAGAGCAACAAUCAAAAUUCUGAUGUGACAUAUUGCUGAAACCCCAUCCAGUACAUCGUUGGGUGUUCUGAUCUUGUCAGAUGAGCUUGGGUGGGUGAAUACCAGUGCAAUUAUGCUAACUGUUGUGUGAUGCAUCUUGAUUGUAUGAGCCGUAAUAGGAAAUUUUGGGUGGCUUCAGCUAAUGCAAAUCCUGAUUUUGUAUAAAACUGGAUUUAAUUUCCAAAAGCUGCUUGAUGAAUUUCAA